UUAUUUGCUAAAAAAGUAUUACUUUUUAAAAUUAAAUAUGUAUUAUAGUAGUAGAGUAGUGCUUGACAGUAGACAAGUACCAAACAAAAUGUUGACUGCAGGUAAUUUACCCUCCAUUUUUAUGGCUCAGGCUUUGAAGAUACCUGUUGGUUCAGUUAUUCUAGGAUUUAUUGGUGAUUGUCUGCUUUGUCAUGUCCAUUUUUUACUUUUUCUACCUUGGGAAACCUAAUUGUUUUGGUUUUGGGGGCAGCCAGCCUUACCUGUCCAUUGAUUCUAGUGUUUGUUUUUUUCUUUCUAGUUUUAAACCUUUAAUUUAUAUAAGUCCAUAUUAUGCACUUUGAUAGCUUGUAAUUAUUUUUCUCAUAGUGAGUGCCACUCUCAUGCAUCUUUUUCCCUUUUGUAGCAUUUUACAAGCCGAUACUGUCCCUUUAUAUUUCCAAGGAACGUAACUCUGUGUCCAGCAUGGAGUAGAGACUGCAGCCCCAGCUAUCUGACUUCAUGUGAAAGAUGGCUAAUGCGGAAGUGAGUGUCCCAGUGGGGGAUGUGGUUGUGGUACCCACUGAAGGAAAUGAAGGAGAGAACCCUGAAGACACUAAAACCCAAGUGAUCUUGCAGUUACAGCCUGUGCAACAAGGUUUGUUUAUCGAUGGACACUUUUACAACAGGAUUUAUGAAGCUGGGUCGGAGAACAACACAGCAGUUGUGGCAGUAGAAACUCACACGAUACACAAAAUUGAAGAAGGGAUUGAUGCAAGCACCAUAGAAGCAAAUGAGGAUAUGGAAAUUGCUUACCCCAUAACUUGUGGGGAAAGCAAAGCCAUUCUCCUCUGGAAGAAGUUUGUAUGUCCAGGAAUAAAUGUGAAAUGUGUCAAGUUCAAUGAUCAGUUGAUUAGCCCCAAGCAUUUUGUUCAUCUGGCUGGCAAGUCCACCCUAAAGGACUGGAAGAGAGCCAUUCGUCUGGGUGGAAUUAUGCUCAGAAAAAUGAUGGACUCUGGACAGAUUGAUUUCUACCAGCAUGACAAGGUUUGCUCUAAUACCUGCAGAAGCACCAAAUUUGAUCUUCUGAUCAGCAGUGCAAGAGCACCAGUGCCAGGACAGCAGACAAGUGUGGUGCAGACACCCACUUCGGCUGAUGGUAGCAUCACACAGAUUGCCAUCUCUGAAGAGAGCAUGGAAGAGGCAGGGUUGGAAUGGAACUCAGCUCUCACUGCUGCUGUCACCAUGGCCACAGAAGAGGGUGUGAAGAAAGAUUCAGAGGAAAUUUCAGAGGACACUUUGAUGUUCUGGAAGGGAAUAGCUGAUGUAGGACUGAUGGAAGAGGUUGUCUGCAAUAUACAGAAGGAAAUAGAGGAGCUACUCAGGGGGGUUCAGCAGCGGCUCAUUCAGGCACCCUUCCAGGUCACAGAUGCUGCUGUUCUCAACAACGUAGCACAUACAUUUGGCCUAAUGGACACGAUCAAGAAGGUUUUGGACAACAGAAGGAACCAAGUAGAGCAAGGAGAGGAGCAGUUUCUCUAUGCUUUGACAGAUUUAGAACGCCAGUUAGAAGAGCAGAAGAAGCAAGCUCAGGAUCACAGGCUGAAAUCACAGACAGUUCAAAAUGUGGUACUGAUGCCUGUGAGCACUCCUAAGCCUCCAAAGAGGCCCCGGCUCCAGCGGCCUGCCUCCACCACCGUCCUGAGUCCUUCUCCUCCUGUCCAGCAGCCUCAGUUCACAGUCAUCUCACCCAUCACCAUCACCCCAGUGGGUCAGUCAUUUUCCAUGGGCAAUAUUCCAGUGGCCACCCUCAGCCAGGGCUCCAGUCCUGUGACUGUCCACACACUGCCUUCUGGGCCUCAGCUCUUCCGCUAUGCCACAGUGGUCUCCUCUGCCAAGAGCAGCUCACCAGACACAGUGACCAUUCACCCUUCGUCUAGCUUGGCACUGCUAAGCUCCCCUGCUGUGCCGGAUGGGAGUACCCUGGGCAACAUGACCACCAUGGUGAGCCCUAUGGAAUUGGUGACCAUGGAGUCCGGCCUGACUUCAGCGAUCCAGGCUGUUGAAAGCACCUCAGAGGACGGGCAGACCAUCAUUGAGAUUGAUCCAGCCCCAGACCCAGAGGCUGAGGAUACUGAGGGCAAAGCUGUCAUUUUGGAGACAGAGCUGAGGACUGAGGAGAAAGUGGUGGCUGAGAUGGAAGAACACCAGCAUCAAGUCCACAAUGUGGAGAUUGUGGUCUUGGAGGAUUAACUGGGGAUCUUGGGGCCAGGAGAAAUGUUUUGGUUUGGAAUUUUAAUUAUUUGUUUAUUUUUAUCAUUGUCCCACUCAUUUCCACAUAGGAUGCCCCCCCUUUUUUUUAAAAAAAAACACAACAAAAUCUCAUUGCUGUAACUGAAAUGUUGGGUCUCUCCCACCCCAUCAUUGAAAAAUGGACAAAAAUAAGCUGCCCUUCCAGAAGUUAAGAGUAGGUCACUCAGUGUCUUACCCCUUUUACACCAAGAAUGUUAUUUCUUUUAGGGAAGGCGUUAAUAUAACCAGAAAUCCCAUCCAGAAAGCCCUUUUCAGACAGGUCUGUGUAUGCAUGUUGUUUUAUCCUUGUAAAGAUGCAUUGACCAAUCUCUGGAACACAGAUCUGAUACUGGAAGGUAACCUGCUCAUCUACGGGUACAGGAAGAUACUUUAUUUUGUAUCCUGGAAAGGGCCCUCAGAGGCCAGGCAAAACUCUGAAACAAAAGGAAGUUGAACUCUGCUUGGAGGGGAAGGUGGCAUACCAGCUUAAAAGGGAAGUGCGUUGGCCAGGAUGAGGCGGAAAUUAUCUGCCAGAAGUGCAACUGAUGCCUCUUGAGCUCUCUGAGGGUUGCUAGCCUGGGUACCAGGAGAGGCUGGUGAUAAGUGGAAGGUGCAUCUCUGCAGAGGAAGUGGCAUCAGGAACCAGGGGUUCCACAGAAUCAGAAAUCCAGAGGUCACAGCUAUGCUGUAGGAUUUGAGCUGGUAGCCCAACUUGUCCUCCACUUUCAAAGCACUUACUGUCCUAAACUAGGACCAGUCCAUUCAUCCCAAACUCUGAGGUGGUAUAAGUUGCUCUGGUUCUUGAACUGGGGCUAUCGGGGUUGGGCCCCAAGGCAAUGUUUGUGCUGCAUGAUUGUCAGAGCAGUGGAGUUCCUCAUCCAGAUCAGCUGUCUUUUUUUGAUGGGGCCCCCUUUUGGCUUUGGAACCAAAAGCAGCCACUCAUUUGGUGCUUCCUCUUGUUAUCCUCCUUCACUCAACUGUUAAUGGCAUCUGUCUCCCAGAUCCCACGCUCUUCAGCUUUUUGGCUGAUUUGGUGAACAGUGACAGGUGCCUGGCUGUCUUCAUCCCCAUUUAGAUUCAUUUAUACCACAGACGUUUCUGUGAAAUAGUGAGCUCAUAAAAAAGCCUUAGGCUUGGCAGGGAAGACUUGACACCCCCAGCCUAUCCUUAAGUACUGAGUAGAUGUCUCCUCCUGAGUGAGCUGGACUCCCUGGGAAAGAAGCAUUAUAUGCAACAUUAUAUUAUAGGAAAUGUACCAGGAAUGUUAAUAAUAAUGUCUUCGGGGUGAGGGGUGAGAGGACUUUAUUUCCUUUUUUUUUUUUUUUUUUUAAUAUUGUUUGUAUAUUUUAGAGUUGGGCCAUUUUUCAUGCUGUGAUUCUCUGACCUGAAUUUUCAGUGUUUGGGGCAAGAGUGGACCUGGUUUUUAUUUCUUUGGCUGCAUUGUUUAUUGCACUAGGAAAAACAUAGGGAAACUGCAGACAAUUUAAAGGACAAUUAGGUCAAAAAGAAAACACCUUAGGAAUGGAAGACCUUUUUUUUUUUUUUUUU
This is a messenger RNA of Condylura cristata (star-nosed mole), 3816 nucleotides long. RefSeq names its product glucocorticoid modulatory element binding protein 1 (gene GMEB1). Gene Ontology annotation, biological process: positive regulation of transcription by RNA polymerase II. Lineage: Eukaryota; Metazoa; Chordata; Mammalia; Eulipotyphla; Talpidae. The record is from RefSeq and is a predicted model, not a curated record. Gene Ontology annotation, molecular function: RNA polymerase II cis-regulatory region sequence-specific DNA binding; DNA-binding transcription activator activity, RNA polymerase II-specific. Bases 508 to 2229 code for a protein of 573 amino acids. The transcript has 10 exons. Gene Ontology annotation, cellular component: nucleus.